AUGGAUGCAAAAGUAGGAGAUCUUGGGUACACUUUUGAACAUUCAGCUGAACAAAGGAAAAGGGAAGAAGAAAGGGAUAAGGACAUGGCACACAUGAGGACCCAAAUAGAUCUACUCACGAAGCAUAUUAUUUCAAAGUCUAAAAAGGUAAAUGCUGUGGGACAGCUAAACAGAAACGCAGGUCGGAACUACUCUAGAGAAGGACAAUAUGAUAGGCCAGCAAACAGAGAGCAGGGAAAAUGGCAAAACAGAGAUAGGUACAUAAAUGAUCGAAGUGGUGUGUAUGUGUCCCCAGGAGUGAAGGAGAUGAAAGGUGAUUUCUCCAGUAUGAGUCAACUGGUAGACUCUCACACCACCUCCAUCAAGCAAAGUGAGCAGCAGUUGGGGCAACUUUCAGCCUCAUUAAAUCAGAGGAAGAAUGGGUCACUACCAAGUGACACGAUCCAAAAUCCUAAGAUGGAUGGGCAUUGCAUGGCUAUCGCCCGCAGGAGUGGUAAGAUUCUUAAUGACCCAAUUUAUGUAGGUACUAAACAUGAGCAGGUGUUGGAGCAAGGUGGAAGAGAAGAGGAUGAAGCUGAACAAGUAGAUGAAUUGGAGGAUGCUCAACCAAUAGCAAAACCAGCAGGAGCAAAAAGAAAAAGAGAACUAAAGCAGAUGCCAAGAUAUGCCAAGUUCAUGAAAGACUUGGUCACAAAGAAAAGAGCUAUAAGUAUUGAUUUGACUGAUAAUGUUCAGCACUGUAGUGCUAUUGCUACCGGGAGCCAGUAUAAACUUGAUGCUGCUGGCCAUCUACAAGCAAUUGGGGUUACAAUGAUGGCAGCGAUAGAGGUUUUUGAUGAAGAAGAGAUUGGAGCAACCAUUGAGGAAAGGCUGGCUGUUGAAACAUUAACAGCCGUUUUGAUGAACUUUGAAGCUGAUUUUCGGUCUGACUAUGUAGAGACCGUGAAUGCUUUGCAGGUAAUGGGAGCACACGCUUAUGCUCCAAAGAAACUGGACUUGGAUUUGAAAAAUAGGCCAAGUCCUCCAGCAAAACCAUCUAUUGAGGAGCCACCUGUGCUGGAACUGAAACAGUUACCCAGUCACCUGAGCUACAACCAGAAAUCAAUUGCUCCUGAAGAUCAGGAAAAGACCACCUUUACAUGUCCUUAUGGCACCUUUGCAUUUAAACGCAUGCCAUUUGGACACUGUAAUGCACCAACAACUUUCCAGAGGUGUAUGAUGUCUAUCUUCUCGGACAUGGUGGAGGACACUCUGGAGGUCUUCAUGGAUGACUUUUCAGUGGUAGGCAUAGUCCUUGGGCACAAGGUGUCACAAAAGGGAUUAGAGGUCGACAAGGCCAAAAUUGAGGUUAUUGAAAAGUGGUCUCCGCCUAUCUGUGUGAAGGGUGUUCGAAGUUUCUUAGUACUUGCUGGAUUCUAUAGGCGUUUCAUCAAGGAUUUCUCAAAAAUUGCACACCCAAUGUGCAAGCUUUUGGAGAAGGAGGUGAAUUUUUUUUUUGAUGAGGCAUGUCUCAAAGCCUUUGAAUGCCUAAAGGAGAAGCUGAUUUUUGCCCCAAUGAUCAUUGGCCCAGAUUGGGCUGAGCCAUUUGAGGUAAUAUGUGAUGCUAAUUGUAUUGCUUUAGGAGUUGUAUUGGGGCAGAAGCGCAACAAGAUGUUUCAUCUGAUUUACUAUGCUAGUAAGUCACUAAAUGGAGCCCAGCGAAACUACACAGUUAAGGAUAGGAAAGGUUGUGAUAACCAGGUGGUUGAUCACCUGUCUAGGUUGGAGGCUGAAAAGAAAGAGGAACUCGAGCUUGAAAUAAAUGAUUCAUUCCUGGAUGAGCAGGUAUUAGCCUCUACUCUUGAUCUCAUUCCUUGGUUUGCUGAUUUUGCUAACUUUCUUGUUAGUGAUUUGAUGCCUGAGGGGCUGACAUUUCAGCAAAGGAAGAGGUUCCUACAUGAUGUAGGUAAGUAUUUCUGGGAUGAACCUUAUUUGUACAAAGUAUGUGCUGACAAUAUCAUUAGGCGAUGCAUCCCUGAAGCAGAGAUGUUGCCCAUUCUAGAGGCAUGUCACUCCUCUCCAGUAGGUGGCCAUCAUGGAGGUGCUCAGACAACCCACAAGAUACUGCAAUGUGGGUACUACUGGACUGGCCCAUAA
Molecule: messenger RNA, 2136 nt
Organism: Solanum tuberosum (potato)
Lineage: Eukaryota; Viridiplantae; Streptophyta; Magnoliopsida; Solanales; Solanaceae
Exons: 9
Coding region: 1-2136 (711 amino acids)
Source: RefSeq, a predicted model, not a curated record